Messenger RNA from Ruditapes philippinarum (Manila clam), 1884 nucleotides. RefSeq names its product protein MTO1 homolog, mitochondrial-like. The record is from RefSeq and is a predicted model, not a curated record. The coding region runs from base 56 to 964 and encodes 302 amino acids. Gene Ontology annotation, biological process: tRNA wobble uridine modification; tRNA methylation. Gene Ontology annotation, molecular function: flavin adenine dinucleotide binding. The transcript has 9 exons. Lineage: Eukaryota; Metazoa; Mollusca; Bivalvia; Venerida; Veneridae. Gene Ontology annotation, cellular component: cytosol.
CACUUUUGCAUUGUAACAACAAUAUGUUAGAGCUUUUUUUGAUAGAAAAACUCAAAUGUAUGUUAUUUUGUAUAUUUCUAGGUUCUGUCCUUCACUAGAGUCAAAGAUUUUAAGAUUUCCUGGAAGAAAACAUAGGGUUUGGCUGGAACCAGAAGGGUUUGACAGUGACCUGAUAUAUCCUAAUGGCCUUGGUUGUACUAUGCCAGUAGAAUAUCAGCAACAGAUUAUCAAUUGUAUUAAAGGCCUUGAAAAUUGUAAAAUUCUUAAACCUGGUUAUGGUGUAGAGUAUGAUUUUAUAGAUCCACGUCAACUUAAACCAUCACUGGAAACAUUACUUGUACAAAACCUGUUUCUGGCUGGACAAAUAAAUGGUACAACAGGCUAUGAGGAGGCUGCAGCACAGUUUGCUGAUAUGAGACUCACUAGAAAAGGUUAUGAGGCUGGAUGUGUCAGUAAGCAUAGAUUUAACAUGGCUACACAGAUUCAAGAUAAACUGGAAGAAAACAUCGCUCUGUUACAGUCUAUUCAGGUACCAGCCAAACAGUGGACAAAGUUGCAAAUAUCAAAAUUAUACAAGGAUAGAACAGAUAACAAAAGUGCAAUGGAUGCUUUAAAGUUAGCUGGUGUUACUAUGGAAACAUUACUGGAUUUAUUUCCUGAUCAACUUGGACAUCUAAAGGAAGAUUCACUACUAUAUACAAGGCUUGGAAUUGAAGCUGUAUAUAGGGCCCAUGUAGGUAGACAGUUGGAGGAUAUUGAGAAUAUGAGGAAAGAUGAACAACUUAUACUACCAGAUGAUCUGGAUUUUAUGGGAAUACAAGGCAUAUCAACUGAUGCCAGGAUGAAGCUUGCAGAGUGCCGGCCACAUACGAUCGGAGCUGCCAGUCGUAUUCCAGGGAUGACACCAGCAGCCAUUGUAGCACUUCUAAAAUUUGUGAAAUAUAAACAGAGACAGACUGUAUGACGAUAUAGAAAUAGAUUGCCAAUUUGUCAUUGAGAAAAUUUUGUGGUUCAUCCCUUACAUGCAUAACCAGGAUCCGCGGUUUAUAAAGAAAUUCUCAAAGCUCAAUACUCAGAUCUCACUUAUUUGAUUGGUCAGAAACUGCCACAGCAAGUAUACUGACCAAUGUAAAUCCUGAGAUUUGAGACAGAACUCAGGAAAAAAAUGUUUAUUAUCCUUUAGGCCUGAAGCAUUGUAUAUUAUAUAAGAAAAAAAACAACAACACUACCAUAUAUAGUGCUGAAAUGCUUAAACCCAAAUAACCUCAAUAAUUACCAUUAUUGUUAGUAGUUGGAAAGACUACUGCACCAGUGUGAAUUUAAAUAUUUUGCCAGUAACAAAUGUAGACAAGGCUAUCAUUAAAGAAGGCCCAUAAGGCAUGUACCUCCAACAGCCCUUUGUGACUGAGGGGUUGCCGUUUAUGGUUGAGGCAUAAGAAUUGUAGCCACUAUUUAUCCCUGCAUGAUUAUAAGGGAAGAAAAACGAGUCUGAAUUACUGGAGUCUAUGCAUCUGUUAGCUGCAGUAGGUGAGGUGGUUUUAAUCCCUGUUGAUGCUUUUAAGUUUGUAACAUCCGAGAUCAGCCAAAAUCAUCUUUUCUGUUUCGGCGCCAUAAUUAUGUUUUGGUGCGCUGCAAAACCAAACAAACAAAUAAACAAAAUGUACCACCAUCACUAUUCUGGUAAAAGCUUCUUGUAUAAAAAUAAUGUUAUUUCAUAGUCAGUUCCUCCAUGUUACAAAAAUGUAUUUACAUACAUAUUUUUGGUUGUGUGUAUUCCUAUUUCUGCUAUUUUCUUGUUACAUGACUAGUGUGGUGUGUUAACUCAUUUUUAAAGUUUUAAACAAAAAAUUUCCCAAGAACUUUUUAAAUAAAGUGAUAUUUAUG